Molecule: messenger RNA, 495 nt
Organism: Pipistrellus nathusii (Nathusius's pipistrelle)
Lineage: Eukaryota; Metazoa; Chordata; Mammalia; Chiroptera; Vespertilionidae
Source: the annotation of a GenBank genome assembly
AUGUCGCAGGCCACCAAGAGGAAGCACGUGGUGAAGGAGGUGCUGGGGGAGCAUAUGGUGCCCUCUGACCAGCAGCAGAUUGUGAGGGUACUCAGGACCCCAGGGAACAAUCUGCACGAAGUGGAGACCGCCCAGGGGCAGCGCUUCCUGGUAAGCAUGCCCUCCAAAUAUCGCAAGAACAUCUGGAUCAAGAGAGGGGACUUUCUCAUCGUGGACCCUAUUGAAGAGGGGGAAAAGGUGAAGGCCGAGAUCUCCUUCGUGCUCUGCAAGGACCACGUGCGCUCUCUGAAGAAGGAUGGGCUCUGGCCUGAGGCCUUUGAGGUGGCUGAGAAACACAACAACAGGAACAGACCAACUCAGCCAGAACUCCCAGCAGAGCCCCAGGCAUCGGGAGAGGAGUCCAGCUCGGAAGAUGACUCUGACCUCUUUGUUAACACCAAUCGCAGACAGUAUCACGAGAGCGAGGAGGAGAGCGAGGAGGAGGAGACAGCCUGA